CUAAAAAUUCAAGCAAAAGAAACAUUUAUAGUUUGAUUGUGUGAUUGUUUAGAGAUGAGAAAAUUGUGUGAGGAUAUUGAAACACUUAUUGUGGUCUUUUUACUAGUGAUUGGGUUAACAGAAUGUCGAAAAAUAAGAGAAGAUGAAUUAGUGGAGGGCUUUGAAGGAAGUGGUUUCGGUAAUGGAGGAGGUUUUGGUAGAAGUGGUAGUGUUGGUGAAGGAGCAAAUGGAUUUGGAAAUGGACAUGGAGGUGGUGUAGGAGAUGGUGGAAUUAGGGGAGGGUAUGGAGGUGGGGAUGGUGGUGGCUUUGGAGGAGGAGUUGGUGGAGGUGAUGUUGGUGGAGGGCAUGAGAGUGUUAAAGGUAGAGGUGUAGGUGGUGGAGUUGGAGGAGGUGGUGGAAUCAAAGGGGGUGUUGGAGGUGUCAUAGGGGGUGAGCAUGGUGGUAAUGUUGAAGGAGGAGUUGGUGGAGGUGGUGCAGCAAGAGGUGGUGUUGGAGGAAGUAGUGGAACCACAGGUGGUGUUGGAGGUGGACAUGGUGGUAGUGUUGGAGGAGGAGGUGGUUCUAGUGGGGGCUUAGGAGGAGAACAUGGUGGAGGCAUUAAAGGAGGUGUUGGUGGAGAUGGAGGUGUUGAAGGCAGUGUAGGAGAUGAACAUGAUGGUGGCAUUGGAGGAAGUGAUGGUGGAGGUGGAAGUGCUGAAGCUGGCGUAGGAGGUGUACAUGGUGGUGGCAUUGGAGGAGGUUUUGGUGUAGGUGGAGGUGUUGGAGGUGGCGUAGGAGGAGGACAUGGUGGAGGUGGAGGUGUUGGAGGUGGACAUGGUGGUGGCAUUGAAGGAGGUGUUGGAGGUGGCAUAAGUGGUGGACAUGGUGGUGGCAUUGGAGGAGGUUUUGGUGGAGGUGGCGUAGGAGGAGGACAUGGUGGAGGUGGAGGUGUUAGAGGUGGCAUAGGAGGUGGACAUAGUGGUGGCAUUGGAGGAGGUUUUGGUGGAGGUGGACAUGGUGGUGGCGUUGGAGGAGGUGUUGGUGGAGAUGGGCGUGGUGAUGGCAUUGGAGGAGGUUUUGGUGGAGGUGGAGGUGCUGAAGGCAGCGUAGAAGGAAGACAUGGUGGAGGUGGAGGUGUUGGAGGUGGACAUGGUGGUGGCCUUGGAGGAAGUGUUGGUGGAGGUCUUGGAGGAGGUUUUGGUGGAGGUGGAAGUGUUAGAGGUGGCGUAGAAGGAAGACAUAGUGGUGGUGGAGGUGUUGGAGGUGGUGGCAUUGGAGGAGGUGCUGGUGGAAGUAGAGGUGUUGGAGAUAGACACGGUGGUGACAUUGGAGGAGGUGCUAGUGGAGGUGGAGGUGUUGGAGGUGGUAUUGGAAGUGGCUUAGGAGGAAGGGAUGGUGAAGGCAUUGGAGGAGGUGUUGGUGGUGGAUAUGAUGGUGGCAUUGGAGGAGGAGGUGGUGGAGGUGGUGAAAUUGGGGGUGGUAUUGGUGGAGGCUGUGAAAGUGGAAAAGAUGGAGGUGUAGGAGGUGGCAUAGGAAUGAAACAUAAUGGUAGUUUUGGAGGAGCUGAAGGUGUUGUUGGUGGGGGCUUUGGAAGUGGCAUUGGAAGAAUUGGUGAUGGGUAUUAAUUUAAAUAUUCCUUAAAUCAUGAUCUUAUGCUACGUAAUAUACAAUGUUAUAUACUAAUUAAAUAAAUUAGUGGGUUUUGUGAUGUUUAUCAUGGAUAAAAAUACAGGUUAAUUAAUAUAAAUUAAUGACAUAAAUUUUAGUCUUGUUAUAA
This is a messenger RNA of Cajanus cajan (pigeon pea), 1757 nucleotides long. The record is from RefSeq and is a predicted model, not a curated record. Lineage: Eukaryota; Viridiplantae; Streptophyta; Magnoliopsida; Fabales; Fabaceae.